GUUCGCUAACAGUGGCAGGUGGCACGCUGCCGCACACAACCACCAAGUUGCGCUCGCGAUAUCAUCCCUUUUGUAUAUUACACUUGUGACCCCAGUUUGGUGUAAACUUCAUUAACUGAUAAGUUUAAGACGAGUUUAUGUUACAACAUUGUAAAAUGUGAACUUAAUAAAAGUGUCGUGAAGUGUUCGGAGAAUACCGGCUCUGUCAGUCAUGUCGUCAAGUACGAUUUAAGUGCAAAAAUUGUCUUGCUUUUUAACUUACGAUGUUCUACAACUCUGUAUGUUACUGUUCAGCCUGAACCGUCUACUGGACAACUUUGGACUUAGUUUCAAAAGUCGCGUAGCGGCCUUGCAGGGCCGGGCGCGGCAGCGGCGCCGGCAUGAUGGACUGCCUGUGCCCCGCGCCGCGCACGCUCGCCUGUCGCGUGGUGCUGCUCGACGAGAGAGAGCUGCUGCACGAGAUACAGGAUAACAAUACUGGACAAGCUCUGCUGGACGUGGUGUUCCGUCACCUCGACCUUCUGGAGACGGCUUACUUCGGCCUGCGCUAUGUCGAUCAAGAUAAUCAAACGCACUGGCUGGAUGCGGGCAAGCGUCUGCGCCGACAACUGCGCGGUUCCGACCCACACACUUUCUACUUCGGGGUGAAAUUCUACGCAGCAGACCCAUGCAAACUCCUAGAAGAGAUCACCCGGUACCAGUUGUUCUUGCAACUGAAGCAAGACGUGGUGCGCGGGCGCCUGCCCGUCAACUUCGACCUCGCAGCGGAACUCGCCGCAUAUGUACUGCAAUCGGAGCUGGGUGACUACGACCCGAGGCGCCACGGGCUCGGCUACGUGUCCGAGUUCCGCCUGCUGGCGCACCAGAGCCCGGAGCUCGAGGCGCGCGCCGCUGAGAUACACCGCACGCUCACGGGAAUUUCGCCGGCACAAGCAGAAUUGAGCUAUUUAGAUAAAGUUAAAUGGCUUGAUAUGUAUGGUGUGGAUCUGCAUCCAGUUUUGGGUGAAGACAGCGUAGAAUAUUUCCUCGGGCUGGCGCCAAGCGGUCUUUUACUGUUACGUGGAAAACACACAGUUGCGAACUAUUAUUGGCCGCGCGUCUCCAAACUUUAUUACAAGGGACGGUACUUCAUGCUCCGUGUAGCAGACAAAAACAAUGAUACGUCAACGUACGGCUUCGAGUCUCCGACGCGGUCAGCGUGCCGACACUUGUGGCGAUGCUGCUCCGACCACCACACCUUCUUCCGAAUGCAGCAGACGUCGCCGGCCUCCGCCGAUAUCUUCGCGUUAGGAACCCGCCUAAGGACGAGUGGUCGAGGAUCAAGACCCAGGCCUCCGCCCACGUUCACACGCACCCCGUCACGACGCAUCGCUCGCCCGCCACAUGCUUCACACGCAUCACUAAAUGAUGUUCCGAAACUAGAAGACUUGAGAAUAAAAGACUGUCCCCCAGAAAUCAAACAACCUACCUCAGUACAUCGACCAAACUCGCUUAGAAUCAGUGGCGAAGUUAUGGGUAAUUGCGAAGGCCAAGCGGUAGGAGGUUCGCCGCGGUCGACUCGGUCAGCACCGAUCCGUCGUGGCCUAUACUCAGCAUCACCCACGGCCACCAGACCUCCGCCGGCACCACGACAUCGAUCUGCAUCGGUCGACUCUCAAAGCUCCAAUGAUUCCCGUUCCAAUCGCAAACAUAAGCAUCGUUCGCGAAGACAGCAAUCGGACGCGGAAAGUGAACUGUCGCGAGGAUCAGGCCGGUCCGGCCGCAGGCACCGACGUCACCGCUCCCGACACAAGCACGAGUCGGGCUCAGAGAAGGAUGACUCACAACCAGAUACCAAAGAAUAUGAACUGGUUGAUUCUGAGUCACAGUGGAAGGAAGUUUUACGACAAAGUACCGUAGGAAGCGGAGUCCAAGUCGCAAACGUUCGUCGUUCACAAAUGGAGCCAGAAACUGGGACGCAUCGAUCAUCCCACAGACACCGUAGACAUCGGAAGCAUCGAUCACGGUCGGGAUCUCCAAACGAUAAGAAAUGGUUGCCAAGUGAGUUAAAGCAGCACCUGGAAUUUUCAUUAGUUGACACGACUGGCAUGACAGAGGAGCAACUCAAGGAAAUCCCUUAUACCGUGGUGCAGACCAGCCAUGCUCGGCAGACCAAGCUCCGAACAUCAUCAAAGCAUAGACAAACUGAACACGGAUCGUUAGCGAGGCGAGAUAAAAGUUCCUCAUCCCACGGCAAAAACACACACGAUAGCCACAACCAAGGAUCUCUUCGGUCCAGCUCUAGUACACUUAGCACGCACCGGACCGGUCACGAGAAGCAUGGAAGACGUGUUUAUCCGAGCUACGAUGAACCCGUAGGGCGGGCUGGCGAUGAUUUCUUGACAAAUAAUGGUUACAAAGGCAACGUGACCCCAAUCUCGAACAACAACAACCCCUACAGCCCGGUGACUAACAGCAACAGCAACAGCUCGAGUGGCGAACUGAUCGGCAGCGCCCGCGUCUCGCACGAGCACACGGACUCGGGGCUCGGCGCCGAUCAGGACUAUGCAUACUCUUCGGAGAGGUCCAGCGACAGCGCCAAGUGCGGGGCCGGGAGCUCGUCGCGGACGGCGCCAGUGAGUAGGCAGUGGGCGGCGGGCGAGGCGGGCAUGCGGGAGGCGCGGGGCGCGGGCGGCGGGGGCGGCGCGGGCGCCGUGACGCGGCGGCCGCCGGCGGCGCCGGGCCGCGCGCGCGCCUCGGUGUCGGGCUCGCAGCGCUCGCUGCUGUCGGUGGCGAGCGACUCGGCCACGGCGCGCCGCCCCCGCGACCUCGCGCCGCGCUACCCUCACGCGGCUGACGGUGGCUUUUCUCUCUUCAGACAUGCUAGCAACAACAACAUAUUGGUGGGCGAGAGCGGGUCGCUGGCGCGGCGGUACGCGCGGCCGACGCGCGAGUCGCGCGACCACAACGCCAACGUGGCGCGCACGCACUCGCGCCUCGCGCACCGACACGACAACACCCUCGACAUUAUCCUUAAACCUCUCAUAGAAAGCACGCAGCUGCAGAGCAACUGAGUUCGGCAAAUGAAGCAACAUCUGGUGCUGCGGGCGCCGUCUUGCCUGGCAGCGGCAACAAGCCGGCCCCGGCCGCCGAGAUGAGUACCGAACUCUGAACCGAUACAAUCAUAGUUCAAUUGUUUUAUUGUUAUACUACUACGUUUCUACUUAUUAUGUUUGAUAAAUACUCACAGUAAUAUUCGUUUAUUAUUUGACUGAGUUAUAUAUAUGUUGAUGUUAUUAUAGUAGAAUGCGGUUUUUGAAAAACCAGUACCCCUAGGCUAUAGUUCUACAGUAUUUUUAUAAAACUUUUUAUAAUAAUGUAAUAAGUUAUAAACCAAUAUUUUGGCCUCAAGAAAAGAUUCUUACUGUAUAUUCAAAUAGCCUCAUUUUAAUGGAAUACUUAUUUUUUCCGAUUUACGUAGUUACAGAUAAUAAUGAUAACGCUAUAUUCAUUAAGAAUUAUGAAUCUAUUAUUGUUUUUGGUUAUUUUAUUUCAUAUUUUAUAUUUAUUGUAAAUAUAUUUUUGUAAAUAAAGCUGUCAAAAAUUUGAGUCUAUUAAAUAUUUCGAUGUAAACAUACAUUAUAACAACAAAAGUGUAUCGUGCCAAAGAUUUUGUGAAGAAAAAUCAGUUACGAAAAGUUAAUUUAUAUCUGUGUGUUUAUUAACAUAUUUUAUGGGUGUUUACCAUUUCGCAUGAAAUAUGUAUGUGUGAGUGUAUAUACCUUUCUAUGCCUCCACUUUGAUAAAAGUAUCAUUGUAAUAAAAAUUACCAACAUUUCAAAAUUAAUAUAUUGGAUAUUUAUUUAUUCAAUCACUUACGACGGGUAUUAAUUAAAAUAUUUUACCAUUCUCAUUAAUGUUAGUAAAUCUACGUACCUACACAAAAUCUUGUACAGUUGUUAUGUAGCUUAGUGUUAAUAAAUUCAAAGUAAUUUAGCUGUAGCCGGUAAACUUCCUGUGUAUUAAUAUACCAGAAUAUCAGACGACAAACAUAAACUCAAAGGUCCAAACUGUAAUAACCACUUCGUAAAUCUGAACUUUAAACCGUUAUUUUAUCACCUAUCUCGUAGUAGAAGUGAAGCGCAGUUCUAAAAUUUAUAUUAAUUUCUGAAAACUUUCAGAAUAGUUCAUGUAAAAUUGGAACAUUUUGCGGUUAUGACAGGAACCUUUGCUUUUUGCUAAUGUCGCAUGUUAAGCAUACAUUACCGAGCAACUGCUAUCGGGUGCACUUCAGAACGAGUAUGUGUGUGUAGGGGGAAGGGUCGGAAGGACCAUACCCAUAGAAUAGUCCUACAAUCCAUAGCUUUACGCGCUCCAUAAAAAUAAUAUUUAUGCGAUAAAAAUAAGCUAAACCGUUUUGGAUAGGCUGAAUGAGCCUUUAUCGCUGACUGCCACUGCCAAGCGUUUCGCCCCACGGCAACCUCCGUUGUAAAUAACAUUAGAUGUUAAGAUGUAAAUAAAUUGCAAUUGACGCAUCGAUAUGCUCAGUUUUCCAUAAACUGUUGUAGUGACUAGCUAUCUGCAGCCAACCCCACACAUUCGGUUACUGCAGCAAAUCUGAACUCUUUGUAAAUGAUAUUCCGUAACGAUGCGAUUAUUAUAGUCGGUCAAAUUGUGUAAUGUCAAGACUGAUAAGAUUGCGACUGUAAUGCUACUCACACAAGUUUUGUAACCGAUUAUAACAGUUUGUAUGUAUUUUUUCAAAAUCGUUUCGAUUGUUCACAUUAAACGAUCUAUAUCAA
Messenger RNA from Helicoverpa zea (corn earworm), 4781 nucleotides. Its product is annotated as band 4.1-like protein 4. NCBI's taxonomy places the organism in Eukaryota, Metazoa, Arthropoda, Insecta, Lepidoptera, Noctuidae. The transcript is spliced from 21 exons. The coding region runs from base 381 to 3053 and encodes 890 amino acids. Gene Ontology annotation, cellular component: cytoskeleton. The record is from RefSeq and is a predicted model, not a curated record.